This is a messenger RNA of Gastrolobium bilobum, 586 nucleotides long. RefSeq lists its product as uncharacterized. Lineage: Eukaryota; Viridiplantae; Streptophyta; Magnoliopsida; Fabales; Fabaceae. The record is from RefSeq and is a predicted model, not a curated record. The transcript is spliced from 3 exons. Bases 95 to 334 code for a protein of 79 amino acids.
CAUGUGUGGCGUGAAACACAGCGAUUUGUAUCAUUGUGGCUUGUUUGGUUUCUGAAAUCUCAGACAUUGUUUCUAGUUUCUUCAAGUAUCAGCGAUGGGUGGAGCUCAAGCCAUGAAAAGAAUCCCUCGCAUCAAGUUCCCCCAGAGACAUCCCAAGCCCUCUGGUUCUGCAUCUGGGACUCAACCUUCGUCUUCAGCAAGUGAUGCUAAUUUAUCAUUCUUUUCGAGUUCAAUAGCUUCAGGAACAGUUGCAGGGAAGGCCUCUCUUCAGCCCAAAAGAACUCCUGUGUCUAAUGAGGAGAUUGAGGCAAUUUUGUUGGGUGGCUCCUUCUAAUCGGGUGUUCUAAAAGUCGCACUGUAUUGUGAACUUCUUUUCCGUGGCUCUGAUUUGUCAAAAUUCACUGAUGAUGGUUCCUUUUUUUUUCUUUUUGUUGCUUGGGUGUUAUGUUGGAACAGUUCACUGAUUGAAAUUGUCAAUAAGGUAAUACGAGCAGGAUUAAAAUUGAAGACCAUGUUAUCAUUGUUAUUACUUCUGUAAACUAACCAAUUUACCUAUACAGAAGGUACUUCAGUUUCUUUCAAUAUG